AUAAGCACAACUAACGACUCGAUGAAAACCAGUUUGUUUGGAUCAGCUUCAGUUUCACACAACUCUUUCUUUAUUAUUAGGAUGAAAACAAAACGGGUUUUAACAAGACUGCAUGAACCAGAAGACUCAUUUACAAACCUGCACUGACACGUUUACAAUCCAGAGAGAUGAACAGAAAUAUGUAUCACUGAAAAUGGACUUACAUGUGUUUAUUUUUGUUUCUGCCAUCCUGACAAUAUCUGAAGGGUUCACAGUGAAGGGUUCCUCAGGUCCUCUGGUUGUUCCUCUGGGAGGUUCAGUGGUUCUGCCCUGUUCUGUUGAUUCACUCUUAUCACUGGAGGAUCUGGAGGUCGAAUGGAGAAGAUCAGACACACAGACUCUCAUUCAUCUGUAUCAAGAUGAAGAUAUCAGACCAGAGUCUCAACAUCAGGAUUAUCAUGAUAGAGCUCAUUUCUUCACUGAAGACAUUAAACAUGGAAACUUCUCCCUACUGUUGAACAAUCUGACAGCUGAAGAUGAGGGACAAUACACAUGUCAAGUUCACACUGGACAAGAGUCUGGAGAAACUGUGGUGGAUAUUAAACAUGUUGAGCGUUUGAUAGUGUCAGGAUCAAGUCCGUCCAUAUCUGCACCUGUGGGUGGUGACGUCACUUUGAGCUGCUCUGUGAACUCUCAUAUCAAACCUGAAGAGAUUGAAGAGGUGUCAUGGAAGAAAACAGAUAAAGGUGAACCCAUCACAGUUCUUCUCUUUCAAAACAAUGAAACUUUAUUAGGAUCAUCAGAUGAACAAUACAGAGACAGAGUUGAGUUCUUCACUGAUGAAAUCCACAGAGGAAACUUCUCUCUCAGACUGAAGAGAGUCACAACUGAAGAUAAAGGAGUUUACAUCUGUCAAGUGUUUAAUGGAGAACUUUCGGCAAACACAACUGUAAUACUGGAGACACUGGGUUUCUCAGUUUUACACAUAAUUGUGUUGAUUCUGUGCAUCACUACAUGUGUAUCGACUCUUCUGUUCUGCUUUCUCAUCUACUGUAGAUCAAACAAUAAAGAAAAGGACGACCGCACACGGCGGCAAAAGCACCGGGUGCCUGAGAUCCACCUGAGAAACCCAGAGGACAGGGAAAUGUGUGAACUGCAGAAAAACCUCUGGAGCCUCAAUGAGACAAGACAAGAUCCAGUUUUUCGUCUUCAGAUGUGUCUGAUCUUCUGUCCAAAUCUCAUCAUGUUCUUUGUUUUUAUCUUCUGGGGUGUUUCUGAAGGAUCUGUGAAUGAGACGAUCUGCUGCUGUGCUCUUUAUUUUCUCAGACCUCUCACUUUACUCUGGGCAGCUCCAUAUAUAAAUGAGUUUAAAGGCUUUAUUAAAGAACUUAUUUUGAACAUUUAUGUUGGAGAAUAUUUAGUUUUGACAGCUGUUGCUUAUUCAGCACUUUGUGCAAAUACUUCGGAGAAACUUCAGAAUUUUGCUACAUUUGACAUGGUCUUGAUCUAUAUCCUCUAUUUAAUAAUCUUUCUGUUCUGCUUAGGUAAAAUAAUUUACAUUGGAGUGACCGUGAUUGGAAGGAAAAAAAAUCAUUAAUUUAUUUAUUGGACAUUUUUACUGAGGUGACCUUUGAGAUUCUGCCUACAAUACAAUUCAUCGUUCUGUUUUAUACAUUUGCAGCCAAAGGAGGAUUCAUCAUCAUUGUUCUUAUUUUACCGAUGAUGCUAACAGCAUCAAAUGAAAGAAUGUUUUGGAGAUGUUAUGUCCACUUCAGA
Messenger RNA from Paramisgurnus dabryanus, 1755 nucleotides. Its product is annotated as CD276 antigen homolog. Gene Ontology annotation, cellular component: external side of plasma membrane. Lineage: Eukaryota; Metazoa; Chordata; Actinopteri; Cypriniformes; Cobitidae. The record is from RefSeq and is a predicted model, not a curated record. Gene Ontology annotation, biological process: negative regulation of T cell proliferation; cell surface receptor signaling pathway; immune response.